CAAUAUGAAUUUGCAUGCUUGGCUCUCAAAGGAGGUGCGCGCCAUCCUGCGAGACCUUACUAUCAUCCUGUGCUUUUGAUGGAUCAGUUGUUUGGUGGUGGUGCUCUUGUUGGGUGGGGUGCUCUUUGUGACGCCUGAUUGGCUGCCAUGUACAUGCAGGCACCGCCACGAAGAUCUGCAAUGCAGGCACCACAAUACCAGAGCCCGUUGUCUCUGGCUGGGAAAGGUACAGUCAAUCAAAGAUGUCUGCGGUGGUGCUUUUGCAAGGGUACAAAGCUGCUCAAAGUCGCACACUCCGAAUUGCGUUCCACAGAGGUCUGACUCCCGCCAUUGAGCUGUAUAUUCUGGUGAUUGCACUUGCCACUGUGAGCGAUUGUGACCACAGCGAUGACCAUGCUGUACGGAGAGUGUUUAGAAAAUUACACGAUGUCGACGGAUCCUUACGACGAUCCGACAGAGCAGUAUGCGAUGGACUUUGAGCUCUUCAGCCCUCCCCCGUCGAUGCCCAGCAGUGCGGGCGAGCUAGUUGUGCCGCCCAUUAACGACUUUGAUACGAUAAACCGCACACGGUCAGCUAUCAUAUCGGUGGCGACCUCUUGCAGUCCGAUGCGUGAUAUCGAUAGGGCGGCCGGCGCGUGGACAGCUAGCCUUGCGUACUGCAAACGGCCACUCACUCCUCUAUCUACUGUCAAUUUAGAGACCAGUAGCACUCGCGCCCAAUGUCACGUCUGCGGCAAGGGCUUUGGCGCGAACAAAAGCUUGAGACGGCAUAUGAGAAGUCAACACGAAGGCCUGCGAUACCGGUGCUCUGGAUGCGGAAAAGCUUUUGGUCGAAGAGAUAUCCGAAACCGCCACGCGAAGGAGAAGCACGGACCGAACGGGAAUCUGCUCGAAUGUGACCACUGUGGGCAGAUGGUCUCAAGGAGGGCCCUGGAGCGGCAUAGGACUAACCGGUGUUGUCUCCCAGAGGAUGCUACGUUCGCCACCCAGAGAAGAUUGUCUGACUGCAACGUCAGCCUUCAACCUAGGCGUGGGUGGCCUUCGAUGCUCGCAGUUCUGGAUCCCUUAGUGUUGAUCUUCCGGCUUUCUGACCUGUGCUCCGUGAGACUCAGCGUGCAAGGACGCCAUGACGACAGCGAUACUGCGAUGGACCGGAGACAGCAGGUAAUGCCGUCGUGUGCACAAGCGGAGUUCCUGCGACUGUUGGGCGUCGUUUACUCAACGCUGCGCAAAGCCAUGCUCGAGCAGAUGAUGUCAGAUCUGGGAUCCGCGUCAUUGAUGCUCGCGCUUUGGCUGCUGGCUGUCGUGGAAGAAAGGGCGAACAAUAGAGAUGCAGCCUUUAUCCAUCUAAGGGCGUUGGCUGUGCUGUGGUACAGAAAUGCGCAAGUGACUCAGAACCUUGAUGGCACCAUGCGAGGCAUCCUCAGCAGCAUGGGCGAGUCGUAUUCGUCGCGCGUUGUGUGGGAGGCCUUUGCCAUGUCUGAAGGCUUUGGAAUAGCGCGUUAUUCGAUUGGCGAGUCUUGUCUCAUGGAUGUCAAUCGUACAUAGUAGAGGAAGAGAAUAUUACCGA
Molecule: messenger RNA, 1570 nt
Organism: Baudoinia panamericana UAMH 10762
Lineage: Eukaryota; Fungi; Ascomycota; Dothideomycetes; Mycosphaerellales; Teratosphaeriaceae
Exons: 1
Coding region: 388-1548 (386 amino acids)
Biological process (GO): regulation of transcription by RNA polymerase II
Cellular component (GO): nucleus
Molecular function (GO): RNA polymerase II cis-regulatory region sequence-specific DNA binding; DNA-binding transcription activator activity, RNA polymerase II-specific
Source: RefSeq, a predicted model, not a curated record